This is a messenger RNA of Mirounga angustirostris (Northern elephant seal), 4761 nucleotides long. It is a transcript of the gene FMN2, whose product is annotated as formin 2. Gene Ontology annotation, cellular component: cytoplasm; endoplasmic reticulum membrane; nucleus. The transcript is spliced from 16 exons. Gene Ontology annotation, biological process: intracellular transport. The record is from RefSeq and is a predicted model, not a curated record. Lineage: Eukaryota; Metazoa; Chordata; Mammalia; Carnivora; Phocidae. The coding region runs from base 189 to 3230 and encodes 1013 amino acids.
GGCACGCAUUGUGCAAAGAACCGGCAGAUGCGAGCAGGGCCAGCCCCACGCGCGUUGGCCUCCUCGCCCAGAGGCUUGCCGGGCCGCUUGACUGGCCCCCGUGCCUCCCCCUGUGCGGGCUGGGGGCCAAGGAGGGCCGGCAUGGCCUGAGUGUUGGAGGCGCCUCGGCUCAGCGGCGGGAUUGCAACAUGGGGAACCAGGAUGGGAAGCUGAAGAGGAGCGCAGGUGAUGCCCUGCACGAAGGCGGAAGCAGCGCAGAGGAUGCUGUUGGGCCCAGAGAUGUGGAAGCCACAAAGAAGGGGAGCGGGGGCAAGAAGGCGCUGGGGAAGCACGGCAAGGGGGGAGGGGGUGGCGGCGGGGGGGAGCCAGGCAAGAAGAAGAGCAAGUCGGAAUCUAGAGCCUCAGUGUUUUCCAACCUGCGGAUCAGGAAGAACCUGUCCAAGGGGAAAAGCACCGGCGGCUCCCGCGAGGAUGUGCUGGACUCCCAGGCCCUGCAGACCGGGGAGCUGGACAGCGCGCAUUCUCUGGUCACCAAGACUCCAGACCUCAGCCUCUCGGCAGACGAGACGGGCCUGUCGGAUACCGAGUGUGCUGACCCAUUCGAGGUAGCCCGUCCAAGUGGCCAUGGACCCACUGAUGCAGGGGUUGGGGGCAGGGUGGUCUUGGAGGAUUUGGAAACAGCCGUGGGGAUGCAGGAUGGACAAAGGACCAGUUCAGGCUCGGACACGGACAUCUAUAGCUUCCACUCGGCCACGGAGCAAGAGGAUUUGCUUUCAGACAUUCAGCAGGCGAUCCGCCAGCAGCAGCAGCGGCAGCAGCAGCGGGGCUCCGAGGAGCCUGCAGCGCCCUCCGCAGCCGCCUCCCCCCAGCCCGGGGCCUUCUUGGGCCUGGACCAGUACUUGCUGGGGUCCAGCAGCACGGCCCGAGAGGCCCCUUGCAGUCCUGACCCGGAGCGGGCUCUGUCUGCGCUGUCUGACCUGCCUGGCAGCCUGGCCGCGGAGCCCCAGGUGCCUGAGCAGCCACCGCCCCCCAGCAGCCCUGGAGCCUUGGCGAUGCCUGGCCUGCCUGAGGGCCAGCCCGCAGCCGCAGCCUCGCCCUCCUCCCCCGCCUUCCCGUUCCCCGAGGCCCCGCCGGGAGAGGGCUCGGCCAGAGCCGCCGGCCCAGGGGCUGGGGACACUGACGAGGAGGGCGAGGAAGAUGCAUUUGAGGAUGCCCCCCGAGACUCUCCAGGGGAGACGUGGGGCCCGGGGGUGGGAGAGAUUCCCCCGAGGCUGGGGGCAGAGCCCGAGGGGGAGCCCAGCAGGCCCGGCGCCCCGGCAGCUGCCUCCCUGCCCAGCAGCCCUGCGCCCAGCCCGCGCUGCUUCAAGCCCUACCCGCUCAUCACUCCCUGCUACAUCAAGACCACCACCCGGCAGCUCAGCUCGCCUAAUCACUCUCCCUCUCAGUCCCCCAGCCAGAGCCCCAGGAUCAAGAGGCGGCUAGAGCCCUCCCUGAGCCGGGAGCCCAGGGCUGCCCUAGUCUCGGCCGCCGCUCCAGCCAAGAAGCACCGGGCUGAGAGCGGCCUCGCUUGCGGCCUCAGCCGCUCAGCCGACUGGACUGAGGAGCUGGGCAGCCGCGCGCCCCCGGCCGGGGGCUCUGCGCACCUGCUGGAACGCGGGGCGGCCUCGGAGGGGAGCGGCGGGGCGCCACCAGCGCAGGCAGCCAAGGUGUCUGGGGCACAGGCGGCUGCUGAUUGUUUCCAGAACGUGUUCACAGGGCGAACUCUGUUGGAGAAGCUAUUCAGCCAGCAGGAGAACGGGCCUCCAGAAGAAGCAGAGAAGUUUUGCUCCCGGAUCAUUGCCAUGGGUCUUCUACUUCCUUUCAGUGACUGCUUCAGGGAACCAUGUGAUCGAAAUGCCCAAUCAAGUUCAGCUCCUUUUGAUCAAGAUCAACUUUAUACCUGGGCUGCAGUCAGCCAACCCACUCACUCACUGGAUUACACAGAAGGGCAGUUUCCCAGGCGAGUCCCGUCUGUUUGGCCCCCAUCGAAACCUCCUGAUGAAGAACACAGGCCGAAGGAUGCUGAAACAGAAUCUCAGUCUGCUGUUCUGGAAACUCCAAAAAAAUGUUCAGAUGCUGUUCAGCGGGUGGUCAAGUUAUUAAGCAACAAAAGAUCACAAGCAGUUGGAAUAUUAAUGUCUAGCCUUCAUUUAGAUAUGAAAGAUAUACAACAUGCUGUUGUGAACUUGGACAAUUCUGUGGUUGAUCUGGAGACCCUUCAAGCUCUCUAUGAGAAUAGAGCACAGUCAGAUGAACUGGAAAAAAUUGAAAAGCACGGCCGGUCCUCCAAAGACAAGGAAAAUGCCAAGUCUCUGGACAAACCUGAACAGUUCCUUUAUGAACUGUCCCUAAUCCCCAACUUCUCAGAGAGAGUCUUUUGUAUUCUGUUCCAGUCCACGUUUUCAGAAAGCAUUUGCUCAAUUCGUCGCAAACUGGAAUUGCUACAGAAAUUGUGUGAGACAUUAAAAAAUGGCCCAGGGGUUAUGCAGAUCCUGGGUUUGGUUCUUGCUUUUGGCAACUACAUGAAUGGAGGGAAUAAGACUCGAGGACAGGCUGAUGGCUUCGGAUUAGACAUUCUUCCAAAGCUGAAAGAUGUCAAAAGCAGUGACAAUAGCAGAAGCCUUUUGUCAUAUAUUGUUUCCUAUUAUCUUCGAAAUUUUGAUGAGGAUGCUGGAAAAGAACAGUGUGUUUUUCCACUGCCAGAACCCCAGGACCUUUUUCAGGCCUCACAGAUGAAGUUUGAAGAUUUUCAAAAAGAUCUCAGAAAACUAAAGAAAGACCUGAAAGCCUGUGAAGUUGAGGCGGGGAAAGUAUACCAGGUAUCCUCAAAAGAGCACAUCCAGCCUUUCAAAGAAAACAUGGAACAAUUUAUUAUUCAAGCUAAAAUUGAUCAAGAGGCAGAGGAAAACUCACUGACAGAGACUCAUAAAUGCUUUUUGGAGACUACAGCCUAUUUCUUCAUGAAACCAAAAAUUGGAGAGAAGGAGGUGUCCCCAAAUGUUUUCUUCAGUAUCUGGCAUGAAUUCAGCUCUGACUUUAAAGAUUUUUGGAAGAAAGAGAACAAACUCAUUCUACAAGAAAGAGUAAAAGAAGCCGAAGAGGUGUGCAGGCAGAAAAAGGGGAAAUCACUUUAUAAAAUAAAACCAAGACAUGACUCUGGAAUUAAAGCAAAAAUAAGCAUGAAAACCUGAAAAAUGAAAAGCAGAAUGAACAUGAGUCACUGUAACCACUUCCACAAAAUUCAGCUGACCUGAGGGUGGGAAGAAAACUACAUCAUUUUGUUCAUUUUUCCUCUUGACCUCUUGCACAAUCUUUGUGUUUUCUAGACAGUUCACUGAUUGUUGAAUUUUACUGUACAUUCAUAAAAAUGCAAAAGCAGUAGACCAGUGGAGAAUUUGACACCUUUUCUUUUUGUAAAGUUUAUGGUAUUAUAUUGAUAGACCAAAACAGCAUGUAUAAGAGGCAAUAUUUGCAUUAAUGCUGAACAUGCUAAAUGUUAACCUAAAAUUUACUUUCGUGAGAAUAUUCCUUAUCCCAGCUAAACACUUUCCUUUCUACUGACAACCAGUACUCCAUGUCACUGCAUUUAGAUUUAUGGUUAAAACGUUAUUUCUAGUGAAUUGUUUGUAUCAGUUACAUGUCUACAUAUAAAUUUUCUAUUUUAAAAUUUAAGUACCAUUUAUAUAUCAUGAUCAAGGCUUUCCCAAUUCUUGGGUUGCUCUCCCUAACUAUAUAUUUGUGAAAGAAGAUUAUCAUUUUUUACGCAAGUCAGAUAAUGAAUAGAAGAAAUAUAGCAAAAGGUAAACCCUUUCCUAUAAAUCAUCUAAUAUAGGCAGGAAUCAGAGUUUUAAGUUUAAUGAGGGCUUUUAUCAGCCUGUGUUCUCUGAGACCCUACAUAAAGCUAAUCUUCAGCUAAAAUAAACUAAAGGUGUGCCUCUCUAUAACUUUACCAUUGGCCUUCACAAAGAAAACAUGACUCAAUAUUUUGAAGGAAUUUAAAUAAAUGAUGCUCAUAAAAUUGCCAAACGUGACUAAUUGUUGGCCAAAAAAGGGGGGUGGGUAGUAAGUUUUUGGAUGGAUUGGCAUCUGUUAAUUAAAUGUACCAGCCUGGGUAUUUUUACAUGAUUGGGAUUGUCUUUAUGUGUUAUAGCAGGUGAUUAAAAGCUGUCAGAUGAAUAUGUGAUGAUUGGUUAUCUGAAGGAGCUUAGGAAAGGAUUUUCUUUUAUUUCACUUUGAGGGGUAAAAAAAGUAAAUCUCCCACUCUUUGUGAGAGUAUGUUAAAGUCAUCUCCUGAUGCAUUGUGAUGGUUUUGUCUAACACUAAUAGGUAGGGUUUUUAAAAAUUCUUUUGAUGAUAUUUGUUGAGGGUUAUGGUUGUUGAUAUUUCUUGCUAUUGGAAACCAAUCAUGGAAAGCAACUUAAAAAAGAAAAUGUUCCGAAUCAUAACUAUAUUUGCGUUUAUGUAAAGUAUGGUCUCUUACCUUUUAGUUUGUAAUUUAAGUGCAAAGAAACAGUAGUGGAUUUUGGUUGUUGUUUUGUAGUCUUCCUGUCUCCUUCAGUCCCUCCAGUGUGUAUAUUACCAUUCUUCACUGAAAUAAUAGGGCAUUUAACAAAGAUCGCUAUGUGCAAUACUGUAUUUAGUGUUUCUAUUUCAAUUUUUCUAGGAUGUUAAUUUAUAUGAAAAUAAAAUGAAUAAUAAAAGAGUUCUGUACCUAUUGUGUGU